This is a messenger RNA of Camellia sinensis, 1220 nucleotides long. RefSeq lists its product as uncharacterized. NCBI's taxonomy places the organism in Eukaryota, Viridiplantae, Streptophyta, Magnoliopsida, Ericales, Theaceae. Gene Ontology annotation, biological process: ubiquitin-dependent protein catabolic process. Gene Ontology annotation, molecular function: ubiquitin protein ligase activity. The record is from RefSeq and is a predicted model, not a curated record. Gene Ontology annotation, cellular component: endoplasmic reticulum.
GUUCAAACAACUAAAGGACACCGCUGUGCAACGUUGAGCUGUACGAGGACGAAGAGAAGAAUAUAAAAAAUUACGAAGCCAAAGCGUUUACGAACCCAACAACAGCAACACUCUCUGGAAUUUUCUGGGUAAAAGAAGAAGUCCAGUUAUUGCAAAUACCAGGACUCUCUCUCAAGAACUCUCCUAAGAUUCUCCGAAUUGUCUUCAAACCGAUCUCAUUUUCAUUCCUAUUCGUCUUUAUCCAUUAUCAACCCAAAAGGGAUUUGAAUUUGUAAGUGUAAGAGGUUUAAAAAAAUGGAAAGUGAGAUUGGGGAAUCAACAAGCAGGCCAUCUUGCUCGGUAAAUGGGGGCAACGAGGCGGGUGAUUUUGAAUGCAAUAUAUGCUUUGAGCUAGCUCAAGACCCGAUUGUCACUCUUUGCGGUCACCUCUAUUGUUGGCCCUGUCUCUACAGGUGGCUCCGCCUUCACUCUCAUUCCCACGAAUGCCCGGUCUGUAAGGCUUUAGUACAAGAGGACAGGUUGGUCCCUCUCUAUGGGAGAGGGAAGACACCAACUGAUCCGCGAUCAAAACCAAUUCCCGGUUUUGAAAUUCCUAAUCGCCCAACAGGGCAAAGACCUGAGACAGCUCCUCCCCCGAACCCUAAUGACUUUUCCAAUUUUGGGUUGGGAGCUACGGGUGGAUUUGUGCCAAUGGCAUCUGCGAGGUUUGGUAAUUUUGCAAUGUCUGCUGGUUUUGGGGGUUUGUUUCCAUCAUUGUUUAAUAUUCAGGUUCAUGGAUUUCCGGAUGCUACUGUGUAUGGUUCGACGUCGGGGUUUCCAUAUGGAUAUUCUGGUGCAUUUCAUGGAGGACAUGCUCAUGGGUUUCCACAGACGGGGACUCAAGUACAGCAGGCUGAUAAUUACUUGAAGAUGCUUCUUUUGUUGAUUGGUGUUUCUGUUCUCAUUGCGCUUAUUUGGUCUUGAUGAUCUUGAACUCAAAGAUUUUAAUAGUUUUUGCAGAUUCUAUUGUUGUGUGUCUGUAAAAUUGUAUGGAAAUUAGUUAUUGUUAUGUUUUGUGUUUGGCGAGAUUGUCCAUAUGGUGCACUUUGUUAAUCCUCAUUAUUUUUAUGUGUAAGUUCUCAGUCUCUUUCUCAUAUGUGAUAAAUGUGUUUUGUAGCUUUGCUGAAUUAUAAUUUCUGUUUUGAAAGUUUUCAUAAUUGAUGGUGGAUUCGACAUGCCUA